Molecule: messenger RNA, 1764 nt
Organism: Symbiodinium pilosum
Lineage: Eukaryota; Dinophyceae; Suessiales; Symbiodiniaceae
Source: the annotation of a GenBank genome assembly
GACAUUCGCGUGCUUGACAAGGGAAUCGAAAACUUGGUGCAGUCCGAUGCCGACACCUGCAGCUGCUCUGUGUCUUCCGUGCCGCAGGAGGUACGUGCGCUGGAGGAAGGAGUAGAGGAUGUCUCUGAUGGAUCGACUUGUCUGCCGUGCAACGCAGAGGAGCGACAUCAGACCGAAUCCUUACAGUUACCACACGCCCUCGACGGUGAUCUCUCCGGCCAGUCUGUAGUUAACACGCAGCACGAGCUGGACCAACUCUUUGCACAGCGAAAGUUGCUUGCUGCCCUCCAAGAAGGCUCUGGUCCAGAGAUUUGGCGUGCUGUCGUUGAAGUGCAGCACGUCACAGACCUUGUGCUCCAUCUAGGUGUUGAUGCAGCGCGCAAGCUGGCUAAACGGCUACAAGUCAUGGAAGAGCUUGGGGAGCUCACGCUGCACAUUGGUGACGAGGAUGUGGAUUUAAGUGACUUCGUUCCAGCGUUGCAAGAGCUGCCCAAGCUUCAAAAGCUGGACAUUCGAAUUCCUGGCCACUCCUUCAACUCCAUCGGCUCCCUGACCUGCGGAUGCUUCAGGAAAGGCGGCGCUGUCAAGCCAUGUGGUUUCUUCAUUCGUGGCAAGAAGGAGAGUUGCAAAAAUGCUGCCAAGUGUCUCUUCUGUCAUGCCUGCAGCAAGACGGUCCUGAACCCGAAGCGGCGCAAGGCAAGGCAUGACGAGGACUUUCGAAGAUUGGUUCGCGGAAAUACCUCAAAGCUACUUCCGGACACGGCCAACAAGUUGUUUCACGCGGAAGAGAAAACUACACGUCAGCUCCUUUCGGCCAAAAGAGACUGCAUCUGUGAGGCGUUGGACGGGUUUCCUCAUUGCCAGGAAAAUGCCGCUUGGCAGCGGUACGACAGUCUGCUGCAGCAGUGGGUCUGGAAGGUGAAAGAGGAACAGGCCAAGAGCAGACAUCUGGUUGAUGCAAGCGGUAGCGCGGCCAGCGCGUCCGAACGAUCAGCCAACCAAGCUGCGGCCUGGGACGGCCUUACCCAAAAUUGGCAGGUCUUGAUCGGCGUGGAUGCCAUGGGUAAGGCGUUUCUUGGUGGCUGGCAGAGGGACAACAUGCUGAGGGUCUCUAAAGCUCUCUGGUCAUGCAGCUUAGCAUGGCCAAACUCGCGAUGCCGACUCUUCAAGGAAAGGUUACAGCAUCUCGUUCCAGCUGCUGACCUUGCCAUACGCCUGGAUGGAGAUCAGUUCCUCGCGGCGGAGUUCUGGGCUGCUUGUGCCAUUUGUGCAGAAGAUGCUUUAUGGAGAGUGAUGAGUCGGCAGAACAGCGACGAUUCCCAGCAGGCAUGCAGCCUUCUGCUGGGCGAGGAAAUGCUGGGUCAUCCAGCUCUAGUUUCAAGGCUCUUAGACUAUGCGGUCAUGGCUUGGCGCAAGGCAUCGCAACAUCUCUCGGCUGCUUUUGAAAGCGCAGGCAUCGACCUGCAGACGGAUUAUGACGUGCUGGCCUCUUCGCUAGAAAAUGUCUCAAAGGCUGAAUCUCUGGAUGGCAAGAAGCAGAGGUGGCAACUCUACCGGAUGUACAAUCAUCCUUUGACUGCGCGACAGGUGGCUGGUCCCUCGGAAAAUCCUGAAGGACCUAGCCAAAGCCAAGACGUAGCUCGGACAGCAGCAACUUUCCAAAAGCACAUGCCAGAGCGCAGUAUGCGGCUUUGUAGCCUUGCUGCAUCUCUCUCAGAGAGGGCCAGACAGGGUACCUCAGCCCAAUGUGGACUUAAGACCUGA